AUGGUCAAGGUCAAUCCUGGUCCCAGUCCUGGUCCUAUUCUUCGCCCUAGUCUUGGUCAAAAUCCUGGUCCUAGUUCUGAUCCCAGUCUUGAUCCUAGUCCUGGUCCCAGUACUGGUCCUAGUCCUAAUCAUAUUCCUGAUCCCAGUCUUGGUUCAUGUUCUGGUCUUGGUCUUGUUCCUAGUCCUGGUCAUAAUCCUGGUUCUAGUCCUGGUUAUAAUCCUGGUCCUAGUCCUGGUCCUCGUUCUGGUCCUGGUCCUGCUCUUGUUCUUACUCCUAGUCCUAGAAGCGGUAGUGGACCAAAUCCUGGUCCUAGUCCUGAUCCUAAUCCUGGUCCUAGUCCUGGUCCUAGUCCUGGUCCUAGUCCUGGUCCUAGUCCUGGUCUUAUUUCUGGUCCUAGUUCUGGUCCUAGUCCUGGUCCUAGUCCUGGUUCUAGUCCUGGCCCUAGUCCUGGUGAUAGUCGUGGUUCUAUUUCUGGUCCUAGUGCUGGUCCUAGUUCAUCUUCCUCUUAG
This is a messenger RNA of Uranotaenia lowii, 510 nucleotides long. Its product is annotated as tetra-peptide repeat homeobox protein 1-like. The transcript has 2 exons. The record is from RefSeq and is a predicted model, not a curated record. Bases 1 to 510 code for a protein of 169 amino acids. Lineage: Eukaryota; Metazoa; Arthropoda; Insecta; Diptera; Culicidae.